Molecule: messenger RNA, 414 nt
Organism: Colletotrichum higginsianum IMI 349063
Lineage: Eukaryota; Fungi; Ascomycota; Sordariomycetes; Glomerellales; Glomerellaceae
Exons: 1
Coding region: 1-414 (137 amino acids)
Source: RefSeq, a predicted model, not a curated record
AUGCGUCUGUCCGCGAUACACGUCUUGGCGACGUCUCUCGCCGGCGCCUGCGGCCAAGCUUUCAUACCCUGUGUCGAGGCGACUCCCAGCGGCAACGCAGUCUUUGGGUUCAACUACGUUAAUGCUUGCAACAAGUGGGCGUGGAUCGGGAAGAAUGUCGGCGUCGACGUCAGUAUCCAGGCGGAUUGCUCUCUGAGACAGAACUGGCCCAACUAUCAGGCCGUCUCGUACGUGUGCAUUCAGCGCUCCCCGGACCCGUCUGCAGAGGGGGCUGUCCCGAAUAAGUGUUACUGGGCUCCUGAUAGCUCCACCAUCUACGGAGCAUGCCAGCUCCCGGAGUCCCAUUGCCCAAACAUUGUCAAUGUUGAGGGCUGGCCCAGGAUGUCGCCUUCAGGAGCUGGUCGGUCGAUUUAA